Molecule: messenger RNA, 704 nt
Organism: Papilio polytes (common Mormon)
Lineage: Eukaryota; Metazoa; Arthropoda; Insecta; Lepidoptera; Papilionidae
Product: glutathione S-transferase-like
Exons: 4
Coding region: 38-649 (203 amino acids)
Biological process (GO): glutathione metabolic process
Molecular function (GO): glutathione transferase activity
Source: RefSeq, a predicted model, not a curated record
UUUUAUAAUCAUUUCGCUCUGGUAAUUUGUAAGAAACAUGGCUCAGAAAUUACAUUACUUCGAUCUGAAUGGAAUUGCCGAGUCUAUCAGAUAUUUGCUUCAUUACGGAGGUCAGAAGUUCGACGAUGUUAGGUACGAAGUGAAGACAUGGCCUGAUAAAAACGUCAAAGAUGUUCUGCCAUUUGGUCAACUGCCUCUGUACGAGGAGGGUAGUUCGAAGCUGACCCAGUCGUUGGCUAUCGCCCGCUAUGUCGCUCUCAAGGUGAAUCUAUUACCAUCUGACCCUUGGGACCAGGCUGUGUUGGACAGCAUUGUGUUCACAAUCUACGACUUUUGGUCAAAGGUUGUAGCAUACUUCAAGGAACAAGAUCCUAAAAAGAAAGUUGAACUGAAGAAGGAAAUCUUGGAAGAAAGUAUCGAUUUCUACUUCUCCAGGUUUGAGAAGCACUUAAAGGACAACAAGGGAUACUUCCAUGGAAAGCUGACUUGGGUCGACUUCGUGCUGAUCGGUAUUUUGGAGGCUUCGAACUUGUUCCUUGGUGUCAAUAUUGAGAAGAAAUACCCAACCGUAGAAGCGCUCAUGAAGAAAAUACUCAGUCUGCCAGGAGUCAAAGAAUACAUCGCUACCAGGAAACCUUAUGUUCUAUAAAUAAUGCAAUGUAUCAUGUAGUUGAUUUAUAAAUAAAUUUGUUUUAUUUAAAUGA